Molecule: messenger RNA, 5904 nt
Organism: Vollenhovia emeryi
Lineage: Eukaryota; Metazoa; Arthropoda; Insecta; Hymenoptera; Formicidae
Gene: Patr-1
Product: protein PAT1 homolog 1
Exons: 9
Coding region: 117-2288 (723 amino acids)
Biological process (GO): P-body assembly; deadenylation-dependent decapping of nuclear-transcribed mRNA
Cellular component (GO): P-body
Molecular function (GO): RNA binding
Source: RefSeq, a predicted model, not a curated record
CUCCCGGCUGACGUUAGCCGCGAGUUACGGCAUGGCCGCCAUGGCAGCUGAUGCCCCGCGUUGCAGCACUUGACGUUUAAUCGGAACAUGUCAUUUUGCAGAUUUCGUUUUCACAAAUGGCAGACACUUUUUUCGGUUUCGAUACCACGCUCGGAGAUAACAAUCAAGAAGAUGGACUGGAAUGUCCAUUGGAUGAAGACGAGCUCGAGGAAGAGGAGUACGACGCGCUGAACGAUGAGACGUUCGGUCCCGAUGCCGCUAUCGGUGAUUGGGAGGAAGAUCAUGAGAAACUUGCCGAAAUUACUGAAUCAAAUCGCCUUCAUAAUCAGAGUGCAACAAGUAAAAAGACUAUUUCUAACAUAAAUAUCGAAGAUAAUUUAUCACAUUUGGUAUUGGAUAAGGAAGGAAUAGUUCCCCGACCCGGUGUAUGGGGUAGUCCCUUGACUUUAUCACCUCCGAAGCCACGAUUGUCUUUACCAAAUGCCUGCACGGUGGAAGAGUUGGAAAGGGGGUUUAUUGCAAUAGCAAAUAUGCCGCCACCAGGUCUCAGUAAACCACAAACGCAACAACAGCAGAAGAAGUCCGAGGGUUCGCUUCUCUUUGAGGCCCUUUCUUUGAAAGAGAAGCUUCAUCAAGUCAAUGGCCUACCUCCACCACGUUUUCCACCAGGGCUGGGUCUACCUGGAGCACAUCCUAUAGUCUUGCCCAAUAUAAGACCACCACAUCCUCAGUUGAUGCAACAUCCUAGAUUAUUAGGCUUAAUUAAUCAACCUGGUAAUGUGUUACGUUAUCCUCCUCCGCAUUUAAUGUUGCCACAACCAGUUCCAAGGCAAGCUCUUCAUGGCUCCUAUGGCUUUCCUCCUCAACUACAUCCUAAUCUAGGAGGUCCGCAGUUCCUUCGGCCGGAUCACAUGAUGCCUGCAUUUCCUAACAACCAAGCCAAUCAUCAGCAACACCAACAUUCUUAUUCACACUUAGGAAAUCAGAGAAACCAGAACAGAUCUUACUACCAUAACGAACAACAAGCCGGACAUCAACCAUUUUUUAAAAAUAAUCAAUAUCCUCGCAAUCAUGACAGAAAUAAUCAACGACCUUAUCAUCAUCAACAUUACUCGCACAGCGUUAACGGUAAUGCUUCGGGAGAAUACGAACACUCAGGAAAACUUGCUAUAAAACCUCAUGAGAAGCAAUGGUUAAUUAAUAUUCAAUUAUUACAACUUAAUACAAUUCAACCGUACGUCGAUGACCAUUAUUAUGUCGUAUUCUGUGAUAAACGGAAUAGACAACAUGCAAAUCAAGAACAAAAAGAUAAGAAGCACCAUAAUAAUGGAUAUCAUAGGGAUCACAGAGAUUGGGAACCGUCACCUCAAGCCUCUUCAAGAUCAGCAUAUACGCCAGCUCAAUUUGAGAAUUCAUUAGGCAAACUUCAUUGCAGCAGUGUGACAGCACCACGUAAACUUAUUGACAUGGAUGUCGUAUCGAAUAGUGACUCUCAGUCUACUUCACAGUCUCAACAGAAGGACACUAAAAAAACACGACAAUUACUUCUUGAAAUUGAGAGACUGUAUACACUGCAAUUCAAGCUUGAAGAUCUGAGUAAUCCUCUCGCUUCAAUUCCGGAACUGCAACAACCACAGGAAGGGGAAUCGGAAACAAAUGCGACUAAAACUGAACCGGAAUUAAUAAGCAUGAUUUUAAUAUGUAUACAACAAUUAAUACAAGAUGAUAAAUUAGCUAGUAUGCUAAGUAUUCGAAAAGGAAAGACAUUAUUACUGCGUUUUUUACCUCACCUGAACGUGACAGAAUAUAGUAAGCAGUUGAGAGAAUUGUGGACUGCGAUAUUUAAGGGAUUAGCCGUGAUAGGACGUAGAGAUUGUCAUAUAUUGACAGACUUUUAUUCCGAAUUUCGAAGGUGGCUCGAUACGGUGAAAGAUUUUGAUACCAUACUGCGAUUAGCACGAGCAUUAUCCGACUCUGCUACUGUUCAUCCUGUUAAAAAUAAUAGCUUAACAUUUGCCCUCCUGAAUAAGUUUGGUGUGUCUGCAAUAGCAGCGAUGCUCGAGCAAGCUGAACAAUUGUGUGUCACGGAUGAUUCCCUGCCUUCUGAAUGGUCAACUUUUGUAGUGACAAUAGUUGAGCUAAUUGGUGACUCGUCUCCCUGCGUCGCACCUUGUCAACCAAUUACUGCAAAUACGCUCAAUGAACACCUGAAUCGGAUUUCUAGUUUAAAACUAGAAAGGUAUACAGCUCUAGCGUGCUUGUUGACUGAUGCCAAUCCGUUACGAUAGUCUAACGUUACACAAGUUACUUGAGUUUUUUAAGGUUCGUCUUUUUUUAACAUACAAAAAAUAAAUUUGCUAAAAAAAGGAAUGAUACAUACAGACAAAUAUUUUAAUAUAAUUACUAACGUUAUUGAAACAUCCAUUGUGUAUAAUAAUAUUUCUAAAUAGAUGCCAUGAUUUUACAAAGUAGAUUAAGUAUCUGAUGCGGAAUAUUAAAGAAAGAAAAUUUAUAUAUGUAUAUAUAUAGGUAGAAAUAUUGUGAACAUUCUGAUGCACAAUGAGGUUUCUUACUCGUAUACAUAUAUAAUAUCACCUUUCAUUGUAUAUUUUAUAAACAUUAAUCAGUUUGAGCGCAUAAUUGAUAGCAUGACAAAGUCACUACAUUAUCAGGAAACGUAAACAUCAGAUAAAGUAACAGAGUUACACGCCAAGAAACUUUUAUAGCUUUUUUUUUUAAAUUGCAGUGCAUUUUAAUUUCUACUCUGUGUAUGAUUGGUAUCUAAUGUUCAACGUAAGACAUUUGAAGUUACAGUGCACCUCAUUUACAAUGAUUAAAAGAAUUGAGCCAUGUCUGUCUUUACAGAAUAUAUCGUAUACAUUGAAGUAAAUGAUAAUUUCAAAUGCCUUACUUCAUAUUAAACUGCACAUCCUAUCUUCCUAUUCGCUAUAUUCGUGCUUCUUUUAAUUAGAGUAUUACAUUUUAAUGUAUUUAAAAAUAUAAGUUCUACUAUUGGUAUUUAUAAUAUAUACCAUUGUAUUGAUUAAUACACAUUUGAAUUAUUUUGGAUACUUACAAUUAGUAUCACCAUUUUUAUGAACCUAUAUAAGAAUGCAGUGAUGAUAUUUUACAUGUAUUAAGGAAACUUUCUUUAUCCCUUCAUAAACUACUUUUUUUUCCUUUAAUAUAUUUUAUUGUUAGUAUACAACGCAUUAGCGUUUACAUUAGCAGUUUUUUUUAAUUUAUGCUGCUAAAUGUAUCUUUUAAAGUUUAGUUUUGUACAUAUUUUGCAAUUACGUAUGUAUAUGAAUAUGUGUAUAUGAUAUUCACGGAAAAUAAGACGGGAUGUGUACGUUUUUCCCCUUUCGUUUAUUUGAAAAUCAGAUUUCUACGUUAUUAUACAUUACGCAUUGUUGUAAAUGAAAUCAAUAGCGCUAGAAAAAGAAAAAAAUUCGCUAUCAGUGUACAGAUGACUUAUAUUUUGGAAAUGACAACAGAUAAUCAUUUACACCGCAACUGUUAAGAUAUAAUUACGGAGAUGCGAACAAUUGCGUAUACAACAAUAGCAUGAGUUAGUUAUCAGCAGCAAAACUGUAGUAGUCUUUUUAUAAAGUUUGUAUUAUAUAUUAAGUACCAAAAUUACACUUUUAUUAGUUGGAACAUCAGAAGCAUGUGACAACAUGAUGUUUAAUAUAGUUACAAACGAUUACAGAUUCAUCAAUUUAGGAAGUGUGGUCUCUCUUUCUUUUCUUAUUUUCUAAUAUAAAAUAGUUGUUGUAGAACAGACACAAUCUUGUGAUCGUGUAAUAAAAGGAAGAGAGAAGGGAAGGCGACUCUGUAAUUGCAAUGUGUGUUUGCAGUACCGUAAGAAUUUUAAAGAUAAUCUAAAGCGUAUGAGAUGACAUGGCCUUUAGAGUACUAAAUAAGACGAUUACUUUUUAUCGCAGUUUAAACUACAACCUUGUUUAUGUACUUCUAGCUUGUAUAUAGAAUGAUAUUGCGUGAAUGAUGGAUGCAUUUUGUAAUCAAAUGCAGAAAUAUUUCGGUUUCUGCCAUGUCACAUGACGUAAUAACACUAUUUUGAAAAAACGAUUUUUCAAGUUAGAGUUUCUUGUUGCUAGUUUGUAAUCUUAACAAGCGUAAUAAUGAUUAUCGACUCGAGCGGUAUUUUUGGAUUGCAUUACAUUUUCUAAAGGGGAGGUUAUUAGAAAUCAUGAAAGCGUUGCACACAAUUUUUAUUUUGCAAACACUCAAUCCAAAUGUAGUUCCAAACAUUUUGUCGUUUUUUUUUCUUUUUUUUUAACGCAAAUCGUUUCACUACUUAGACCACUAAAAGUUAAACGUUAAGAUAUUGCAGCAUUUCAAUUGAUUAUAUUUAUAUAAGUUACAUUGUCAUAUAUAAACACAUGUUAUUUCAGUGCGAUUAGCUUGUAUGCUUUAAAGAAUACAUAAUGAACAGUGUUAUAUAUGAUUUUAUUAUUUCUACUAUUAAAUAUCAUUAUAAUUACAGCUUUGGUGAUUAUUAAUUAGAUGAGUCAAUUGAACAAAAGGCGAACCAAAUGAGUACUCAUUUAUUAAUGCUUACGAACGAUUUAGUAAUGUACAGCUUAAAAGUUUUGCUAAUUAGCGUUCUCAUUAUUAUGUAACAAGCUGUCAAAGAGAAAUUAAGUCUACGUUUUUACAUAAGCAGUACUGAGAAUCUAAGGGAUACAUAAUUGAUCCUGUUGAUCUGUAGACAAGGAUGCAUAUUUGAGAAGCCCAAGAGUUACAUUACAUUCUUCUUACUACGUAACUGUGGGCUCACACUUUUUUAGAGUAAAGCUUAAUUGUAGGCGCAGCGUAUUUAUGAAUUGUUUCAAGCACUAAAAAGUUUUAAAUGAUUUUAUGAUUAAGGGAAAAAAUAUGCGUUUUAGAGUAGUCUUUAUUUUGAAUGCUUAAACUCUGCCCUAUCGAUUUAUAUGUUAAGGGGUAGAUCAGGCGACUAUUAAUGAGUAUAUUAUUUUCUCUUAAGGGCUACUAAAAUAUGUAUGUAUAUAUUUGUAACAAAAAUAUUUGUAAAAUAUAUUUUACAAAUAUAUCGUAUAUUUUACAAAUAUAUACGUACAUUGGUAAAGUAAUAUGUUCUUGCUCGUUCAGAUUAUGUAACAAUAGAAUUUAAUUAGUUCCUUUUUUUCUUUUUUCUUUUUACCACUGUCACUCAUGAUCGUCGCAAUAAUUCAUGUAUAGCAUUUGCAGUUUUUCCAUUUAUUUUCCAACAUUAAUUGUUACGAGAACAAUGUUUCGAUGGUAUAUUGCUGUUGCUAAUGCACUAAUUGUACCAAAAAAUUCAUAGCACAGCAGAACGAUAUAAAUUAAAAUCUAUUCAAUUUGUACAGCGACAAAGGGAUUUUAUGGUCAACGAGUAUAUCUGUAUACUUUAAUAUUAACCAAGUAUAUAUCUGUUCCAAUACAGAUGUGAUUCACACCACAUUAUUGUAUAAUGAGUGAUGUCUCAUAUUCUGUUUGUCAUCGUCAUGCAGAUUGAAGCUUUUGCUAAUGAAAAAAAAGAGCAUGCAACAUGUCUUCUUGUAAAGUAGAUAAAGCGAUUAGAGCGAAAAUUGUGCGUUUGCUUUUUGUGAUUAAAGAUAUAUUUUUAUAAAAACGCUAUGUUUAUUAUGUUUAGAAACGAAACAGAUGUAAUGGAGUGCUAUAAAAAAAGAAACGAGAUCGUUAAAUUAACUUAAGAAUUCUUCAUAGUUUAUCGUCAUUACGUCUAUUAUGUACUCGUCGGUGAUAUGCCUGUAUAUUAAAAGAAAAUUGAUUGUAAAUUUAUAACACAGUCUGAGAAUAUAAUUGUAGCUAUUGUGUAUGUACAGAAUUGAUCUAAUUUGAAAUCAAAGUCUUAAAUAAAUGUUUUGCAUCCUA